Messenger RNA from Melospiza georgiana, 7064 nucleotides. It is a transcript of the gene GRK7, whose product is annotated as G protein-coupled receptor kinase 7. The record is from RefSeq and is a predicted model, not a curated record. Lineage: Eukaryota; Metazoa; Chordata; Aves; Passeriformes; Passerellidae. The transcript has 4 exons. The coding region runs from base 1482 to 3275 and encodes 597 amino acids. Gene Ontology annotation, cellular component: cytoplasm. Gene Ontology annotation, molecular function: rhodopsin kinase activity; ATP binding. Gene Ontology annotation, biological process: protein phosphorylation; signal transduction; regulation of signal transduction.
CCCAUUUCUCCUGCUGCCUCCUUGCAGCGUUGCCCACGCUGUGGCUGCUCUGCUGAGCUCUUUAUGUAACCUCCCACCCUGGGCAGAGCUGGCCAGGCUUUCAGGUGUCUCCUUCCAAUUCCCCCGUUCUCAUGCACACACAGCAGCUUGCAGUGGAUGGCCCUCUCCAUCACUCCUAGAGAAACACCUCCAUGGCAAUUCUGUAGAGGGCAAGCACGAGUUUUAUGUCAGAUGGAUUCAGUGUGGACAGGAUUAAGCAUGUAAAAACAAAACACUGCAUGGUUGUAGAAUGGCAAAAAGCAGCCAAGAAGGGCUUAACACUUAUUGUAGGGAGUCUGAAAGGUGCCUGUUAUUACUCUUGAUGUUUAGUUUUUGUGAUUCAGCUUUUCAGCUUGCUGUAAGAUUGUGAAAAAAGAAAAAGGACACUUGACCUUGACCUCAAGAGCACAGCUUGACCCCAGUGUUACUUCUUUUCUUGUUCUCAUAAUACUUUCCUUAUAUUUAAGGAAAGUUUUAACAGCCAAACCACCUGACCCCACAGCAGAAGGAGGCUUAGCCUAGUGAGUGCCACACAUAAUUUUUAUUCUUUUGAAGGGAAAAAAAUGCCUUCUGGUAGGCAGCCAGCAAGUGCAGGUGGAAUUUGCCUUCACUUGAUUAUAAUCAGCUUUGUCCCUUUGUUGAUGUCACCUCAGCUAUAUGUUGUUGCCACCUUCUUAUCCAACUACUUUCUGUCAUAAAGCUCAGCAGGGAAAAUAAACUGAGGCCAAAACAACAUAUGGAAGGGUCUUGGCAAGAUUUGGCUGUUCAUUUGAAGUGUUUUUCUUUUUUUCUGUGGGUAGGAGAUGAAGUCAGAGCCGUGUUGUUUCAUAUAGAAGGAUCAUUAUUUUUAGACCAGUGGCAGUUCUUAGCCUCUGCAUGUAAUCUGCUCAGACAGAGCCACGCAAGGCAGCAGGGCUUGCAUGGACUGUCUGUGGGGCUCAGUCACUGAUGUUGAACAUAACUUGAGCUUUGGAGGCGUGAAUGCUCAAAGCAUGAGUUGUGUGAUUCAUCUAUAUCAAGAUCUUUUAGGCAUGGCAGAUUUGUGAUAAAAGCUUUUCAUAAAACCAGUUGUUAGUCUGCUGGUGUUUGAUAUCGACCAGGGGAGAUCCAGGCCUGUCCUGCUGACUGUGGCCAAAGUGCUUCGAGUUGGAGGGAGUGCAUGUAUUAUUGCAGCCAUGAGUCUCUGCAUGUUCCCAGCAGCCAGGGACAGUGCUUGUAGAGGGAAUCUUGGCACAUUUAAAGGUUAUCAGGGCCCAUUCUGAAAAACACCAGCUGAACCACGUGCACUUGGUACUGCCAGUGGGAAGGUUUGCCUAGGGUGUCAUCCCUCAGCUAUACAUAGCAAACUCAAAGCUUCUUACAGAGAAACCUCUUACCAGUCACUUUCCACAAAUGGUGCCUAUACCUAAAGGUACUUAGUGAAAAUCCUUGAGAGGUAUUUAAUGCAAAAGCAGUUAGUUUCCCUGGUGUUUUUCAGAAGCCCUCACACACCACUAGCAGGGAGAAGUGCAGUGCAGCUACAGCACAGCUCCUGGGCCAGUUACUCAUUUUGUCUGAACCAGGCUCUGCCACCCCAAGGGCUUGCCAAGAUGUGUGACAUGGGGGGGCUCGACAACCUGAUUGCCAACACUGCCUACCUCCAGGCAAGGAAGAGUGGAGAAGGAGACACCAAGGAAAUGCAAAAGAGGCGUAAGAGCCUCUCGCUGCCCAAGAUUGAGGACUGCAAAGAGCACAGAGAGUCUGUUGCUGGUGAUUAUGACAGUAUCUGUGAGCAGCAGCCCAUUGGCAAGAAAUUCUUCAGAGACUUCUUAGAGACAGUGCCAGAAUAUUUGGUAGCUAGAGACUUCCUGGAUGAGGUGUCAAGCUGGGAGUUGGCAGAGGACAAUAUCAAGAGCACUUGCAUGGAGAUUAUGGUCACCAAUUAUCUUAAGGAAGGUGGCAGAAACUAUCUGUCUUUCAUGAGCUCUGACUUGGUCAGCAAAUGCAAAGCAGCUACUGUAAAAGAAUAUGAGAACAUCGUGCAACUGGCCAAGGAGGAAACCAAAGUCUUCUUUAAAGACAAGCCUUUCCAGGACUUCCAGAACAGCCCCUUCUAUGACAAAUUCAUCCAAUGGAAAGUGUUUGAGAAGCAACCAGUAACUGAUAAAUACUUCUCUGAGUUCCGAGUGCUGGGCAAAGGUGGCUUUGGAGAGGUUUGUGCCAUCCAGGUCAAAAAUACUGGCAAGAUGUAUGCCUGCAAGAAACUGGAUAAGAAAAGGUUGAAAAAGAAAAGUGGAGAGAAGAUGGCACUGCUGGAGAAAGAGAUCCUGGAGAAGGUCAACAGCCCUUUCAUAGUCACACUAGCUUAUGCCUAUGAGACCAAAACCCAUCUGUGUCUUGUUAUGAGCCUCAUGAAUGGAGGGGAUCUGAAGUAUCACAUCUACAAUGUGGGAGAAAGGGGUUUGGAAAUGAAAAGGAUCAUCUUUUACUCAGCUCAGAUAACCUGUGGGAUUCUGCAUCUCCAUUCCAUCAAAAUUGUGUACCGGGAUAUGAAACCAGAGAAUGUCCUCCUGGAUGAUAAUGGGAAUUGCAGACUGUCUGAUCUUGGAUUGGCAGUGCAAGUCAAAGAGGGAAAGAGCAUCACCCAGAGGGCUGGGACAAAUGGCUACAUGGCUCCUGAGAUCCUGAAGGAAGAGGACUACAGCUAUCCUGUGGACUGGUUUGCUAUGGGAUGCACUAUUUAUGAGAUGGUUGCUGGGAGAACACCAUUCAAGGAUUUCAAAGAAAAGGUCAAUAAGGAUGAGGUUAAAAGAAGAACUCUGGAAGAUGAGGUGAAAUUUGAACAUGCUGGCUUUACAGAGGAAGUGAAAGAUAUUUGCAAGCUGUUUUUGGCUAAGAAAAAAGAGGAACGUUUGGGAAGCAGAAAUGAAGACGAUGAUCCAAGAAAACACAGCUUCUUCAAAACAAUAAAUUUCCACAGGUUAGAGGCAAACCUUGUUGACCCUCCAUUUGUGCCAGAUCCAUCAGUUGUCUAUGCCAAAGAUGUUGCAGACAUUGCUGACUUCUCUGAAAUACGAGGAAUUGAGUUUGAUGACAAAGACAAGAAGUUCUUCAAAAAGUUUGCGACAGGUGCUGUCCCUAUACCCUGGCAGGAGGAAAUCAUCGAGACCGGACUGUUUGACGAACUGAACGACCCCAACAGAGUCGCUUAUGCAAACGGAGGGGAAGCUAAGUCAGGAGUUUGUUUGUUGUUGUAAUUAUAUCAUUACCAAAAAGAGUAGAAACCACCUCAGAACUUUCCAUAUUCUGACUCUGUUUCAGAAACUCAGUACACCUGUUUGAGAAGAGCCAGCCAGUGUAAUGUGACAUUGACAGGCUAUGUAGGACCACCAGCUGAAUAGACUGUAUUAUUUUCCUUUGCUCUAAGAAAGGAGAUAUUUUUGUGUUAUUGGAUAUGAAUCAAAUGAAGACCCAUAUUUCUCCAAGAAGCUUAGAAUAGAAAUUCUGAAAUACAGAAAGCAUUGUUAGAGUGAAGAGGCAAAGCUUUUGAAAAUGACUGUUACUGCUUUCAAUACAAUGAAUCAUUGGUUUUCUUUCUUUUUUUCUUGUUAUUUCUACUAACAUUUCCUCUUUAUUCCACAGUUUUCAGGAAGGAUUUUUAAAUUUUCAGGUAAUCUCAGACAAUGGAGCUCAUAUACCCUGUCAAACUUGGAAUCUUACUGGCUAGCCAGUCUGUCUGUUAAAUUCUGUAGGGUUUUGGGUGGUUUAUUGUAAUAUGUUCAAAUUGUCAUAAGAUAUAAAGAAAGCUCUACAUAUCACUUGGAAAUAAGAACAACAGGAUCAAACUCUUUUCAAAAGUGAUUUUAAUGGAGUGAAGAUAAGAUUGCACCAAUGUAAUGGAAUAAAGCAUUUAUUUAUUAUUAUUAAGUGUAUUCUUAUAAGUGAUAAUACUAUAUACAAAGAAAACAUAUUUACAAGUAAAUACACAUUACUUUUGGCAAUUUUAAAGUUUUAUCAGAUUUCCUGAUAAUUUUUCUGUAUUUUGGUGAUAAAUUAAGCUACAGAUAGACCAAAGCAAUUUGUAAUUGAUUUUUACAAUACAUUUAUUUCAGUGUAAUAUAGAUUUUAAUUCAAGUUGCAAAAUGCAUUAUACUGUUGAGUGGUGUAAUGAAAAAGUUAUGUAUGCAAGUUGAAACUAUCUUCAAAUGUUUAUUGAUUCUAAUGCAAAUUUUGAAGUGUUUUUAUUUUUCAAUUUUAUGACAACCUAAAUUGAAUUACUUGGAAAUAUUACUAUGAAUACUUGUUACUGGUGAAGUGUAUUACUCAUGAGAUGCCUCCUGCUGAUUUUCUGUGGUAAGAAAAUAGGCAGUUGUUCUUUGCACAACUUUUAAAACUGACCCUGCACAUGCUGGUCACUGUCAUCUAUCCAGCCAUAAUUUCCAUUGACUAAAGUGGAAGUGGAAGCUGCUUCAUUCCUUGGAGACCUGGAGGCUGCAAAUGCCCCAUUUUCUGUUUUUCAUACAGCAAACUUCCUACUGAACUCAAGGACUUCUUCUGGCUAGACACUGGUAUGAACUCACAUGUCUGUUUCAGAGGAGGAAAACCUGUAUAUACAAUGUCUUCUGUACUCAGGUCUGUCAUGUGGAACACUGGUAUUGCUAUUUAUUUAUAACCUAAUAGCACAUCCCAAACUCUUAAGUUUUAAAUACUGUAAGUAUUUUAGUCACAGCUAAGUAAUACAUUGGUAAUACUUUGUGUUGUUCUGAGUAGAAAAGGAAUUGCUCUUUUUUCGUUUUAAAUUUGCUUUUCCGGUGCUUUAUAUACUUAACAUUGAAGUGAAAAAUCAAGAACAGUUUUACUUAGGAUUAGUGGGUAAUUCUGUUUAUGAAUUAUGAGCAUAAAAUUGUCUGCCUUUUGAAUGGAGACUUUCUGUCAAAUAAUUUAAAACAAUAUAAGUGGAAUUCUGGUUUUUUAAUUGAGAAGGAUGAUCCUGAAAGAUGGUGAAAAGCAGAGGAGGUUGAGAGAAGAGCGAUGUCAUCCUGGCAUGGAUUUACAAGAGUGCUUCCACUAUUGACAUCCAUUGAUUUUAUUUCUCAUUGCUCCCACCUGUAGAAAGUGGUAGUAAAUACACUAGAGUAGUAUAUUUAAGAAGCCAAGACAGAAAACUUUGUUCUUACAUGCAUUUUAAAAAGCCCACAAAACACAAAGUGACACAAAACCCACAACCACCACCUGAUUACAGCUAGGAGAGACAUGUUAGUGCUAGUGGCAUCAAACCUUUCUCCUGAAUUGAUAUACCUCAAAUCCAAUGAAAAAGCUGUUUCAAAAGUCCUCCAGAACCAUAAAGUAGAACCAUCCUCUGAAAUGGCCGUAGGUUUUCCAGUGCAUAACUGAGUUUUAAGUUGCCAUUUGGAAAGAGGUUAUGUACAGACAGAACCAGAAUUUAAUGUCUUGUUAGAAUCACAUAUUCCCAGUGAUAGUGGGAGCUACAAGGCUGCAUUUUUCAAAAUGUGUUGCAAUACUGAGAUCUGUGAAUUUGGGACACCCUGUGGGCAUAACAUUGGGUUAUUUAGUUUUAGAAAUGUUGUGGUGUCAGUAAUCCAGCAGGAUGUGCAUCAGUGAGAUCCAUAAUGUUAAGUGUUUCAUGAAUCAUUCAGAGUAACACAUCAGAAGUCUGAUAAUGCACAGUUUGGCACAGUGUAUGACAGAGAAGAAUGUGUUAGUUUGAAAUAUUCAUUUUAAUUUUCUAAAUUCACUUUUCACAACAUGGACAACUUCUUUUUGCACCUUGGAAGGGAGGCAGGGCAAUUAUUUCUGUAUUCCCAUUAGCACUUUCAGUGAGUCUUUUAAAAAUUAUUUUCACCUUUUUAUAAAGAAUCUGUGAAAUACUUUGUUCUUUCCUUCUUCCUCCUACUGUAAAAUUCCUUGUUAAACUUUCAGGAGCAAAGUUCUUUCAACAACCUGCUUCACCUUAACAAAAAGCCAGCAAUCCCAAAAGAUUUACAUGUUCAAUGAAUUGUCUUACUGCAACCAAAGAUGCUACUUGUGUGAGUAAACUUAAAUGAAUAUGCAAGUGUUGCAAGAGCAGGGCCCAAGUCAAAAGUAGUGACCAGGUCACUGGAUGUUUAUGAUAGAAAAUGAGGGAUGACUGGGGGAGGAAAAUAGCCAUGUGGUUGUGGAUUACUUGAGUUGUUGUGGCAAAAGGAAAUUAUGUAAUUUGAAACUGCAAUUUUUUUCUUCUAGCUGUCUCCCUUUUUCCUGCUUUGCCAAUAUUGUGGUGUCUCACUCGGCUGCCUCGUUUUCCAGCAGACAAGAUGCAUUUGAGUGCUAAUAUAAUCUAAAAUACUGAAUUGUGAACUCCAUUGCAUUAAAUGCCAUUUGUGACAGGUUCCAGGGUGCCCUGGCCACUCUGCAGGCAUUGUACAAACAGUGCUGACUUUGCUGCCAUGUUUUUCUCAGCCCAGCUGCUGGAACAGUUUGGUAACUCUGACUGUAGCAAGCGGUUGAUGUGUUCUUACAGGAACAUCAUUUAAAGUUCAACAACACUCCUGCUGCCUCUGAAAGGUAUAAGAGAAAGACCUUUCCCUUGUAUCUCAAGUCCAGAUUUUCUUUGAUGCUACCUCUGUUCCCCUUACCAUUACUCCCCUCAUUUCACUUAGCACAGGGACAAAAUGAUGCUUGUUAUUAUAAUAUUAACCUAAUGAAAUCAUUGUUCACAGAGAUUAUUUCUCAGUGGCACUGAGUACCUUCAGUUGUUUCAUCACAUAGGCUUAAUAAACACCUUGUGCUGCAGCAAGUAGUUCACAUUUAUAUUCCAGUAUGAAAUAGAUUUAGUAAUAGGAACCUGUGUACAAAUUCCUGGCACAUCUUCAAAGUGGCUUCUUUAUUAGGGAAGGCAGCUUUACAUUAAGCUAAGAGCAUCAUAACAAAUAUAAUACUUGAGAUAGUUAUUUCUCCAACUAUAAACUAAUGCCAAUACAGAAGUAAGAUGAGAUCUGUACUUAGAGCAGAUGCCUGAAAUUGUACAGUUGUAGUUAUAAAGUGAU